Teleopsis dalmanni is the source of this 2484-nucleotide messenger RNA. RefSeq lists its product as uncharacterized. Bases 1 to 2484 code for a protein of 827 amino acids. Gene Ontology annotation, molecular function: nucleic acid binding; zinc ion binding. Lineage: Eukaryota; Metazoa; Arthropoda; Insecta; Diptera; Diopsidae. The transcript has 5 exons. The record is from RefSeq and is a predicted model, not a curated record.
AUGUUAACGAAGUUGAAGGAAUUACGCAUAAAAGAUCUUAACGUGAUCGUAAAUGCAAAUGGGAUUCGAGUAGUGGGUAGUAAGCAAACUAAAAUUGCGGAACUAGAAAAGGUGUUAGGAAGUGACGAAAUCGACACUGAAGAUUACGACCUAGAUAAAUCUGAAGAAAGCGUAAGCAUGGCAAAGCAGUUUGAAGAGCUAAAAGACAUAGUGAUGAAUUUAACCCAAACGGUGCACGCAAUGACUAUGCAACAGCCAGAGGAGGUCACGCAACGACAGGAAAGUUUGGCUGAGGCAGCAGUGACGGGUGUGCGGACGGAGGCAAUAAGUUCACCAGUAUCAACAGCAAUCACAAGGGCAGAUACAGUACAAGGUAACUCAAUUGUUAAAGAUGUUGUAGGAGUACUGCCUGAGUUUGAUCCGAUCAAAGGUUGCAUAACAUCUGAACAAUUUAUAACAAAAAUCGAACAGCUUCAACGACAUAAAAUGAAGGGAGUAGCAAAGGAAUGGCUGGAUGCGCAACCAGUAUUUGAAACUUGGCAGGAGUUUGUACGGGCGUUAAGCCAGGAUUUUUCAAGCUUAAUAAAUUCGGCAGAUGCGCACAGAGAGAUGAUGCGACGCAAGCGUAAAUAUAACGAAACGCUUACCGAAUAUUUUUAUAGCAUGUUAGCUAUGGGACGGAGAGCGAAUAUGGACGAGCCAUCUAUAAAUUCGUAUAUAAUAAAUGGGCUAAAUCAACCGGAGUCUACAAGAGCAUUGUUAGCAAUAAAUGUGCGUUCAUGCUCAGAACUUCUUCAGUCGAUACAAAAUAUGAAGUCAGCCCAAAGUGUUCCACAGCAUUUUAAUUUCCCAACGGCAAAGUCAGCAGACAUUAACUACAAUAAUGAAAUAGCAAAGGGACCCAAGUGCUAUAAUUGCAAUCAGAUGGGGCACAUUGCAAUCAAAUGUACGGCUCCACAACGAAAAUUACGCUGCACGAAGUGUUUAAAGAUAGGCCAUGAAGAAAAGAAUUGCAAGACAAAAGGUUCAUCAAUAUCACAAGUUUACGAAGAAAAAACAAACGCGUACCCUCCAAUUCUGAGAAAAAUUAAAAUUGGGUCUUCUGAAGUGUUAGCAUUUGUAGACACUGGGAGCGAUAACACUUUAAUUAAAGAUUCUUCUGUUCCGAAAGAUCUGUUUACAUCUAUUCAAGUGGUUCCUGACGAAUUCCUCGUGUAUCCAGUUCUCCUAGGUAGAGAUGUCAUCAGCCAUAACAAUAAUCUGAUAAAAACUGAAACUGAAACACAAGUAGGUGUAUCAGUUAAUCGACAACAUUUUGAUAUAAGCGCUGAUAUCAACGGUACACAGCGCAAGCAGGUGAGUGCCUUACUAAAACAAUUUGAAAGUUGUUUUGCCGAAGAUCUUUCCAAUAUUGGCAGAUGUAAGACGGCAGAAAUGAAGAUCGAAGCAUCAUUUACGAAACCGAUUUUGGGCAAACGUACAUCACCACACGCAGCAUCGGCGUUAUUAGUACCCAAGGCAAACGGGGAAAAUCGAUUAUGUAUUGAUUAUCGUGCAUUAAAUGCAGUGACGGUUAAGAAACAAUAUCCAAUGCCUAUAGUGGAAGAGCAAUUAGCUAAAUUGGCAGGGAACAAAUAUUUUACCACCUUUUAUGAUCCCGAUGGUUUGUUUGAAUAUAAUGUUAUGCCAUUUGGCUUAGUCAACGCACCAAUGGUAUUUCAAGAGGUCGUUUCAAACAUAAUAAGAGGGCUUGAGAAUCAGCACAAGAUCAUUAGCUACGUGGACGAAGUAAUCAUUGCAUCAACUUCAGUUGACGAGGGACUAACCAUAUUAAAAGAAUUUCUUAAUGCAAUGGCUUCAGCUGGCUUAACGUUACGACCGUCGAAAUGUUCUUUUAUGCAGACAAAAGUAAAGUUUUUGGGACACGUCAUAAACAAUGCUGGUAUUCAGCCGGGUACAGAGAAAACACGAUGUAUUGAUGAAUAUCCACAACCGAGAAACGAAACUGAAGUACGCAGAUUUUUAGGUGUUACAGGAUUUUUCCGUAAAUUUGUUAAGCAAUACAGUUUGAUAGCUCAACCGUUAAGUAAAUUCCUCAAGAAAAAUCAUCAGUUUAUAUGGGAAGAGGAGCAAAACAACGCUUUUAAACUUUUGAAAGCAGCCAUUACAUCACAGCCUGUAUUGACGUUAUAUGAUCCAACAAAAUAUCAUGAAGUUCAUACAGACGCAAGUGCAACAGGAAUUGCUGCAGUACUAUUUCAACGAGAGCAAGAGAGUUUAAGACCAGCGUUUUAUUAUAGUCGUUUGUGCAGUGAUGCCGAAAAUCGCUAUUCAAGCCACGAACUUGAAGUACUGGCAAUUACAGAAGCGCUAGAAAGAUUUCGAAUAUACUUGCUAGGAGCAAAAUUUUUAGUGGUAACAGAUUGUAACGCAGUAGCUACUCUUAAAGCGUCAACAGCACUAAUACCACGUGUAGCUCGUUGA